This is a messenger RNA of Onychostoma macrolepis, 1781 nucleotides long. It is a transcript of the gene zcchc9, whose product is annotated as zinc finger, CCHC domain containing 9. NCBI's taxonomy places the organism in Eukaryota, Metazoa, Chordata, Actinopteri, Cypriniformes, Cyprinidae. The record is from RefSeq and is a predicted model, not a curated record. Gene Ontology annotation, molecular function: zinc ion binding; nucleic acid binding. The coding region runs from base 161 to 919 and encodes 252 amino acids. The transcript has 6 exons.
GAACUUCAACGAGGGCCCGUUUACAAUAGCGGUAGGAACCAAAAACGCUCUUGAUGUAGUUUCGUUCCGGACGGUUUUAUUGGUGGGACACAGAAAAACACACGCGAGCUGUUUUGUUGUUGACAGCUGAUAGCUGAAGAUAAUACUUUGUGAACUCAAAAUGACGAGGUGGGCCCGAGCGAACAAUGUCCAUAAACACAAAGCAGCAGACGCCACACCAUGGAAGCAGCUGAAGGCGAGAGAGAAAGCUGGAGAAGCAAGCGCUGGUGGCCGACACCUCAAGCACGGACCAGGCGUAAAGAGACACAACCCCAAAAAGAAGAAACAGGAGCAUCACAGUGACGACGUGAACGGGUUUCUGGAGUAUUUAAAGCAGACCGGUCAGACGCCUGGAGACCAGGAUCUGAGAGAAGAAGUAGCAACUGCACUGAAGAAAGACGAGAGACGAGAGAACAGACGGAUAAAGAGACAAAACACCAAAAAGAACAAUAUGAUCUGCUUCAACUGCCGGAAGCCUGGUCACGGUCUCGCUGACUGCCCAGAGGCGGAUAAAGAUGAAGAGAUGGGCCGCGGGAUCUGUUAUCGGUGUGGUUCUACCGAACAUGAGAUCCACAGAUGUCGUGCUAAAGUGGAUCCUGCCAUGGGUAAUUACCCAUAUGCCAAGUGUUUUAUCUGUGGUCAGACUGGACAUCUGUCCAAAGCCUGUCCUGAUAACCCAAAGGGACUGUAUUCUGCAGGCGGUUGCUGUCGGGUUUGUGGUUCAGUGGAGCACUUUCAGAAAGAUUGUCCUGAACACCAGAACUCAACUAAUUCCAUCACCCUCGGCCGGCUGUCCAAUCGAAUCAGCGCUGACCACGAGGACGUCCAUGUGCCUGUGAAGAAAGCACAAGCCAAAAAAGACAAGGUGGUGGUGUUUUGAUCCACAGCGGAUUGAGGAGAAAUAUAGAAAUGGACUAUUUAACUGAUUGUUGCAAUUUAGAUUUGGUUUCUGCAGUCAUGAACUCACCAAUGAUUCACUGAUAACCUCGGAUGUUUGUAGACACAAACAGAAGUGUGAGACCAUUUACUUGCUAUUAAAGGUCCUCGUGAUGAAGUUGCCUGAGACUUAUGAUCAUCACAUAUGUGCCUGACUUGGAAAUGUACAUUUUAAUUAUGAAUCAUGUUCGUUCUCAUUUAUAUGUGACCCUGGACCACAAAACCAGUCUUAAGUCGCUGGGGUGUAUUUGUAGCAAUAGCCAAAAAUACAUUGUAUGGGUCAAAAUUAUCCAUUUUUAUUUUAUGCCAAAAAUCAUUAGGAUAUUAAUUAAAGAUCAUGUUCCAUGAAGAUAUUUAGUGAAUUUCCUACCAUAAAUAUAUUAUAACAUAAGUUUUGAUUAGUAAUAUGCAUUGCUAAGAACUUAAUUUGAACAACUUUAAAGGUGAUUUUCUCAAUAUUUAGAUUUUUUUUGCACCCUCAGAUUCCAGAUUUUCAAAUAGUUGUAUCUCAGCCAAAUAUUGUCCGAUCCUAACAAACCAUACAUCAAUGGAAAUCUUAUUUAUUCAACUUUCAGAUGAUGUAUAAAUCUCAAUUUUGAAAAAUUGACACUUAUGACUGGUUUUGUGGUCCAGGGUCACAUAUGCUCAAGAAAGAAAAGAGAAUUUGAAAAGCAGCAUUUAUUUACAAGACAGUUUAUACUCCUUUUUUAAAAGAGUGUUAUAUAGUGUGUUUUCUGUAUUAGCCACAUUGCUUUUGACCGUCUAGUGGUAAAAAAAUAAAGCUGCAUGCGUAGUGCAGAAAAACA